This is a messenger RNA of Siniperca chuatsi (mandarin fish), 3817 nucleotides long. It is a transcript of the gene reep3b, whose product is annotated as receptor accessory protein 3b. Gene Ontology annotation, molecular function: microtubule binding. The record is from RefSeq and is a predicted model, not a curated record. Gene Ontology annotation, biological process: endoplasmic reticulum tubular network organization. Gene Ontology annotation, cellular component: endoplasmic reticulum tubular network; endoplasmic reticulum membrane; cytoplasmic microtubule. The transcript has 10 exons. Lineage: Eukaryota; Metazoa; Chordata; Actinopteri; Centrarchiformes; Sinipercidae. Bases 368 to 1153 code for a protein of 261 amino acids.
AGGUUGUUCUUUUCCUGUUGACGUCAGUGGCUAUCUGAGCGCUGUUCUGGUGCCAGGAACUGGGGAGUAAAGCAGAGAGGGAAGGAGGAAACCCAGAGGGGAUAAGAGAUUGCAACGAAACAACAGGAUUCAUAUUGGAUAGAUAUUUAAUCACUUAGGUAUGGCUACAAAGAGAGCGCAGUGAGAUCGGACAUUUCAGACAUGUUAGUUGACUGAUGAUCACUGAGAUAGCCAACGUUAGCUGGUCCUAGAUUUGUGCAUCGAAGCUUUGGCUGAAGAAGUUUACAGCGGUACGGCUAGCCAUUAACGUUAUCACCGGGGCUGUCUUCUAUCUCUGACACAGCCCUACACAACAAAGACAGAAAACAUGGUGUCCUGGAUCAUUUCGAGAAGCGUUGUGCUGAUGUUUGGGACUCUGUAUCCUGCAUACUACUCUUACAAAGCUGUCAAGACCAAAAAUGUCAAGGAAUAUGUGCGAUGGAUGAUGUACUGGAUUGUGUUUGCCCUCUACACUGUGGUGGAGACCAUCACCGACCUAACACUGGCAUGGUUUCCUCUGUACUACGAGCUGAAGAUAGCCAUUGUGAUCUGGCUGCUGUCCCCCUACACCAGAGGAGCAAGUCUCAUUUACAGGAAGUGUCUGCACCCUUUGUUGUCCUCCAGGGAGAGGGAAAUAGAUGAGUAUAUUGUGCAGGCCAAAGAGAGGAGCUAUGAGACCAUGGUCAACUUUGGUAAGCAGGGACUGAGCAUCGCAGCCUCAGCCGCUGUCACUGCAGCUGUGAAGGGUCAAGGUGCCAUCACAGAGAAGCUGCGUAGCCUGAGUAUGCACGACCUAACACAGAUAAGCCAGCAGGAUGACCGAGGGAACCAGCUCUACCAGUACAGCUCCCACUCAGCCAACCCCGCCAUUAGGAGAUCUCAGAGCACUGAUGCUGCCGACGAAGCUGAGUACUUUUAUGACCAGGAGGAGAGGACAGAUGAGGAGGCCGAGCCGACGUUCUCUGAAGACGAGGCUGUCAGUCAGAAAGGACUGAGACGAUCGCAGAGUGUCAAGAUCUCCCGAUCCAGAGUCCGCAAAGAUGCUCGUUACGGAUCCCUGAAGAUUAAAGGCAAGAAGAGACCAGCGCUGAACUCUGUUAACUAUGGACUGUGAAAAGCUGCUGCUGACACACUCACAAACCAAACGCACAGCAGAGCAGUGUGCUGAUUGGUGGAUGGUAUUGUCAGCCUAUACUCCAGCUCUUCUCAGUCUGACUUUUCACUCUGCUGAACACUUCUGUCUUUGACGAUGAGCUUUCUUCUCACAUAUUUAUUACCUGAUUCAUCCAAACCAGCGCCUCUCAGAGAACUUUGAUGUUUUUAUUUGAGUUGAUGUUUUUUGCAUGGACUUGUGUGUGUUUCAUCUGUUGUUCACUGUAGUUUGUAGGUGUGAUGUUAUAUAUGUGUAGUAUUUUAGAUCCAUCAGUCCACUUGUCUUUUUGUUUGAUUUUCAUGCAAGUUUUGUGGUACCACCUUCUAAUAAGGCAUCCUUUAUAAACUGUUAUUAAUGGCUUAACUAAUAGUUAAAUCACUUACUAAUGCUUUAUAGCACAGUUAUAAGCCAUUAGUAAGAACAACUGUUGUUAAUUCGUCAGGGACACUCUCCCAGUGACUGUUGACCUUAGGCAGAAGGCUGCAUGGGAUCUGGACCAAAAUAGGUUUAAUUGUGUAACAACUUAUCAACCUUAACAACUGUUGACUUGAUAGAUUAUCAGAGAGCGAGACUCAUGCGGCACAACACGCUAUAAAUGCACCUUUUGACUUAAUAUCCCUUUUAUAAAGUUGAAUGUGUUAGCAAACAGUUGCUUGUGUGGCCGUUCAGAACAACUUUAAACAAACCGCUUCUUUUCUAAGAUACCCCGGCCCUUAUACUACAUAUUAGCAUCUUACAGAUACCAUUCAAGAAACAUUUCAGUGGUCAUAUCACUAUUAAAUGAAUUGUAAGUGCCGCUUGGCUGCUGUUCAGCAAAAGUUAGUCUUGCUUUAAAGGUGCACUUUAACAAUGGAUCAAAUGACUGCCUGUAACGUGAAAGGUGUCGCUCAUAGUGACAAACUUGCGGAGAGUUAUCACCAACUCUGCAGUUUCUCUCAGAUCUUCGGAGCGGCUUUUUUGCACCUUUUAGCUCAUUGUAGUUUUAAGGCCCACAACUUUACUGUUUUGGUUCCCUGCUGUCAUAGUGCUGUUUUCAGAGAAAAAGCUCUAAACCCCACUGUACACUGCCUGCUCAGCACCAAACAGUACACAGAGUUAUUUUUUAACAAUUUAUCAAUCCAAAACUUUUUAUAUUAAUGGCUUAUAAGUGACCUAGAAGCCUUUAUUUCCCAUUAAGUAAGCAAUCUGUUUCCGCUUAAAUACCUUUUUAUGAGGAGGGCCUUUUUAAAACAUGGUACCAGUUUUGCUUCUGCUGCCUUUCAGGUAUUUUAUCAAUGAGGAACUGGUUCCUAGUUGAACCUCUGACACUAGUGUUGGAGUCCGUUAACUUCCGUAUGGCUCAAUAUACUAAUGGAGAUUAUUUUAACCCCGAGGGACACGUGCAGGUUCAGACACAUGCAACAUUCCCUGUCACAGUGGUGACGAUAUGUGAGCCCCGAGGAGCAGGUCUAACAUGAACAUUUGAACUGUAGGAGAGAGCGGGGUUGAAUGAACCAGGUGUGGAACUGAGCCUGUCUGAGUGAAACACAUGAACACCAGCAGAUGAUCCCUUAUUCCUGUCAGAGGAGGGGGACAGAGAACACCAAUGAACAGAGAACCAAAUGAAUGAAACAGUGAUUGUUCCCAGUUUCUGUGUGAGAGUUUCUGUUGAGCCCUUAUAAAGGCCCAGAACUCCCACUCACUAUUAAUGAUGAUUUCUUAUUUUCCUGCUUUUUACUUGUUUUUUUAUAUGACUGUGUCCUGAUCGCAGCCCUGGUUGUAAAUUUCUAGCUGUAUUUCUUAGUGAAGAUUAGCUUUUUAAAUGUUAUUUUUGGGGUGUGUGUGUUACCUUCGGAUCAAAAGGAGUCUUUUCUAUUGUAAUCACCUGUUUUUGCACAUGUACCUCCUCCCAAACCUUUUUAUCAAUGCUGUUGUUGCUUGUCAUCUCAUUUUAUAAUGUACUUUGCUGAGGGAGGAUGCAGCACACAGCUAACACUAACGGCCUCUCGUGACAUUUUAAAGUUUGGCUUGUUUUGUCCUCUGGUACUGCAGCCAGUGCUACACUGCUGUGGAACGUUUCUUCUACAGUUGCUGUUAUGGAAAGUUUAGCAGAGAUAGAACAGUUAGAUUAUAUAGUUUCUAUGUCAGUGUGCUUCUGAUUCAGCCCCGUCAGGCUAAAGCCAAAUGACUUUUACUGACGCAGUAACAUUCCUAGAAACUACAAAAUCGAUACUGAGGGUUACAAGUUAAAGGAAGGAAUGGAAGGAUGACCGAAUCAUCCCCCCACAGAUACAGUAUUAUGGACAGAAGAGUCUUAAUCAAUGUCCUCUUAAAGAGACCUCAUGGGCGACGUGGUGGAUUUACCUGAGGUCCAAACAGGCUCAUGGACAGGAAGUCGUACCCUGUUUGGCCUUUGCUGAGGUGCAAUGACAAGCCAAACUUUCUCAUGUCAUGAGGUCCGUUUAAUGCUUAUAACUGACUAAUGAUACCAAAGCUUCAGAUACUCACCCGGAGCUGUGUGGCUAGGGUUUUUGAUCUGUGUGGGCAAAUGUCUGGUGUGUGGAUUGCAGGAUUGUAAAUGCGAUACGAUAAAGGCUGUCCGAUACAGUAAGGGCAACAAAUAAAGUAUGCAUGUGGCCUGUUGCA